Molecule: messenger RNA, 14496 nt
Organism: Sturnus vulgaris (Common starling)
Lineage: Eukaryota; Metazoa; Chordata; Aves; Passeriformes; Sturnidae
Source: RefSeq, a predicted model, not a curated record
AAGGAGCUUGCAAACAGGGAAAUUCAAACUGAAUGUGUCUGUGCUGUGGUUACUUAUAUAGCCAAGACCACAUUUCUCUUAGAAAAAGUGUUUGCUCUGUUCCUUCUUUUCCCUCUUUUUCUUCCCUAUAAGCACAAAGGCUUUAAAAACUAAGAUCUAUAGUUCCUUUUGCCUUUUUUUUUUUUUUUUUUUUUUUUGCGUUACCGUGACAGCAUGUAUCUCUGUUGCUGAAGAAUGAAGCAGGCAGGCUGGAGGUUUUUUAUGUUCAGUGCUUUUGGGACCACUAAAAAGAAGUCUGCAGAGAAAUACGUACAGCAACUGUGCCAACUGAGUUUCUCAUGACUGUUAUCUGUCACUUAUUCUGACUAAAAGGGUGAAAGAAUGAUGUGAUGGAUGUGAAUAUGGGCCGCUGGUCAGGCUCACGGCUACCUCCGUCAUGCCUUGCCCUUCUGAUUGUCAAGUUCCUGGCCUCCAUUUGCCAGGUGGCUCACGGGACUGUCCCACUUGGCUUUCACUUCACACAUUCCACUUACAAUGCCACAGUGUACGAGAAUUCUGCAGCCAGGACCUAUGUCAACAGUCAGACUAGGAUGGGCAUCACCAUGGCUGACCUUUCAUGGGAUAUCAAGUACAAAAUAGUGUCUGGUGAUGAUGAGGGCUUUUUUAAAGCAGAGGAAGUCAUCAUUGCUGACUUCUGCUUCCUCAGAAUAAGGACUAAAGGUGGGAAUUCUGCUAUAUUGAACAGAGAAAUCCAGGACAACUAUUUAUUGAUGGUAAAAGGGUCUGUCAGAGGAGAGGACUUGGAAGCAUGGACAAAAGUGAACAUCCAGGUUUUGGAUAUGAAUGACCUAAGACCUUUGUUUUCACCAACCACGUACUCUGUCACAAUAGCAGAAAGCACUCCCUUAAGGACUAGCAUUGCACAGGUGACCGCAACAGAUGCGGACAUUGGGUCCAAUGGUGAGUUUUAUUAUUACUUUAAAAAUAAAGUUGAUCUCUUCUCAGUUCAUCCUACGAGUGGUGUUAUCUCCCUAAGUGGCCGCUUAAAUUACGAUGAGAAGAACAGAUAUGACCUUGAGAUUUUGGCAGUGGACCGUGGGAUGAAGCUUUAUGGAAACAAUGGCGUAAGCAGCACCGCCAAGCUUUAUGUUCACAUUGAACGUAUAAACGAACACGCCCCAACAAUAACUGUAGUAACCCACAUUCCCUUCCCAUCAGACAAGGAACCUACCUAUGCAGUUGUUAACGUUGAUGACCUAGAUGAAGGAGCCAAUGGAGAAAUAGAAUCUGUUUCUAUUGUGGCUGGAGAUCCUCUAGAACAAUUCUUUCUGACUAAAGAGGGGAAAUGGAUGAAUGAGUACAAAAUCAAAGAAAGAAAGCCUGUUGAUUGGGACAGCUUCCCUUAUGGUUACAACCUCACUCUCCAAGCUAAGGACAAAGGAUCUCCUCAGAAAUUUUCUGCAGUCAAACUGGUCCACAUUGCUAGUCCUAAGAAGGAGAGUAUCCCCCUGAAGUUUGAAAAGGAAGCAUAUGAUGUUUUGAUAAGUGAAUUUUCACCUCCUGGUGUAGUGGUUGCAGUAGUUAAGCUGAUGCCUGAGCCACACGGUGUGGAAUACAGAAUAUCUCCAAGUGAGGACGCUGAGUAUUUUAAGAUCAAUCCCAACACAGGCCUUAUUACUACUGCUCGUCCUUUGAAAAUCAUUGAGAAGGACCUCUAUGAAUUAGAAGUAUAUGCAAACAAAGGUGGUGAUUUAAAAGCACAGGUUACUGUCAGGUUAGAGGAUGCCAACGAUCACACUCCGGAGUUCCAGCAGCUCUCCUACAGCUCAUUCGUCAAUGAAAGUGUCCCAGUGGGGUCCAGCGUUUUGGCAGUGUCAGCAGUUGAUGAAGACCAGGGAGAGAAUGGAUACAUCACAUACAGUAUUGCCAGUCUGAACUCACUGCCAUUUACAAUAAACCAGUUUACAGGUGUCAUCAGCACAUCUGAAGAACUGGAUUUUGAGUCCUCGCCGGAAAGCUACAGGUUCAUUGUGAGAGCUUCUGACUGGGGUUCUCCCUACCGCCACGAAAGUGAGGUGAAUGUCACCAUAUACAUAGGCAAUGUCAACGAUAACAAGCCCCUCUUUGAAAAAGUGGCCUGUCAGGGAGUGAUUUCAUCUGAUUUUCCUGUUGGUGGUCACAUCACUGCUGUUUCUGCAAUAGACAUAGAUGAGUUAGAGCUUGUGAAGUAUAAAAUAAUCUCUGGAAAUGAGCUUGGCAUUUUUUAUUUAAAUCCAGACUCUGGUGUCCUGCAGCUUAAAAAGUCUCUUGUUAACUCUGGCAUAAAGAACAGCAAUUUUGGCCUUAAGAUAACAGCAACUGAUGGAGAGAACUUCGCUGAUUCUAUGUUUGUUAAUAUUUCAGUAGUUCAUGGGAAAGUGUCUUCAAAGACGUUUAGCUGUAGAGAAACUAGAGUUGCUCAGAAGCUAGCAGAAAAAUUGCUCAAAAAGGCAAAAGCAAAUGUGAAGCUGAAUUUGGAAGAUGGUUUUCUUGAUUUUUAUUCAGUCAACAGGCAGGCACCUCAUUUUGACAAAUCCUUUCCUACUGAUGUAAAGGUUUCAGAAGAUCUGCCGGUUGGUGCCACCAUCCUGAGGAUAAAAGCCUAUGAUGCUGACUCGGGCUUUAAUGGAAGAGUACUUUAUACAAUUUCUGAUGGUAAUGUAGAUAGUUGUUUCAACAUUGACAUGGAGAUGGGGAUACUUAGUGUUCUCAUGCCCUUGGACCGUGAAAAAACAGAGCUCUAUCUCCUCAACAUUACGAUUUAUGACUUAGGUAAUCCACAGAAAUCUGCAUGGAGACUGCUGACUGUCACUGUGGAGGAUGCAAAUGAUAACAAGCCUGUUUUUUUGCAGGACAGUUACUCGGUUAAUAUUUUAGAAAGUACAAGUCUUGGUACAGAGAUUAUCCAGGUAGAAGCCAGGGAUAAAGACUUAGGAUCUAAUGGUGAAGUGACUUACUCAGUACUGACAGACACCCAUCAAUUUGGUGUCAACAGUUCCACAGGAGUGGUGUAUGUUGCAGAUCAGCUAGACCGGGAAGCAAAAGCAAACUACACGCUGAAGAUUGAGGCUAGGGACAGAGCGGAGAGUGGCCAUCAGCAGUUCUCCGUUGUGCCCCUGAAGGUUUUUUUGGAUGAUGUUAACGAUUGCUCUCCAGCCUUUAUCCCAUCCAGCUACAACGUGAAGGUCCUUGAGGACCUGCCGGUUGGCACUGUCAUAGCUUGGUUGGAAACUCAGGAUCCAGACCUGGGCUUGGGAGGCCAAGUCCGCUACUCGCUGGUGAACGAUUACAACGGGCGCUUCGAGAUCGACAGAGCCAGCGGCGCCAUCCGCCUGAGCAAGGAGCUCGACUACGAGAAGCAGCAGUUCUACAACCUGACCGUGCGUGCCAAGGACAAGGGGCGCCCCGUUUCUCUCUCCUCUCUUUCUUUUGUGGAAGUUGAAGUGGUGGAUGUUAACGAAAAUCUUUAUAGCCCUUAUUUUCCUGACUUUGCUGUCAUUGGAUCUGUAAAGGAAAACUCCCGCAUUGGAACAAGUGUUUUGCAAGUUGUUGCUCGAGAUGAGGACUCUGGAAGAGAUGGGGAGAUCCAGUAUUCCAUCAGGGAUGGCAGUGGCCUGGGGAGAUUCAGCAUCGAUGAAGAAACUGGAGUUAUCUACACAGCAGAUAUUCUUGACCGGGAGACCACCAAAUCCUACUGGUUGACGGUAUAUGCGACUGAUCAUGGUGUUGUCCCACUCUACACCACCAUCGAAGUCUACAUUGAAGUGGAGGACGUGAAUGACAAUGCCCCUCUCACCUCUGAGCCUAUCUAUUACCCAGUUGUCAUGGAGAACUCUCCAAAGGAUGUAUCUGUCAUUCAGAUCCAAGCCCAGGACCCUGACUCCAGCACUAAUGACAAACUGACCUACCGGAUUACAAGUGGAAAUCCCCAGAACUUCUUUGUAAUCAAUCCCAAAACAGGUCUGAUUACUACAACAUCAAGAAAAUUGGAUCGGGAACAGCAAGCAGAACAUUUUUUAGAGGUGACUGUCUCAGAUGGGGGCACAUCUCCCAAGCAGUCCUCUGUGUGGGUGGUGGUCCGGGUUCUGGAUGAGAAUGACAACAAGCCACAGUUCUCAGAGAAAGCCUACAAGAUCAAGCUGCCCGAGAGGGACCGCAAGAAAAGGGGGGAGCCAAUCUACAGAGCUUUUGCAGUUGACAAAGACGAAGGCCCUAAUGCAGAAAUCUCGUACAGCAUUGUGGAUGGCAACGACGAUGGGAAGUUUUUCAUUGAUCCCAAAACAGGGAUGGUUUCUUCCAGAAAGCAGUUCACAGCAGGGAGUUACGACAUCUUAACAAUAAAAGCAGUGGACAAUGGCCGGCCCCAAAAAUCCUCAACUGUGCGUCUCCACAUAGAGUGGAUAAAAAAGCCGGCGCCCUCGCCCGUGCCCCUGACCUUCGACGAGCCCUUCUACAACUUCACCGUCAUGGAGAGUGACAAAGUGACCGAGAUGGUCGGGGUGGUCUCGGUGCAGCCCUCCAGCAUCCCGCUCUGGUUCGACAUCGUCGGAGGGAAUUACGAUAGUUCUUUCGACGUGGAUAAGGGAGUGGGCACUAUUGUCGUUGCAAAGCCCUUGGAUGCAGAGCAGAGGUCAAUGUAUAAUAUGACUGUGGAGGUCACCGAUGGAACAAACAUUGCCACAACUCAGGUUCUUAUCAAAGUGUUGGAUAACAAUGAUAAUGGCCCAGAAUUCUCUCAGUCAAGUUACGACGUCACCAUUUCAGAGGACAUCCUCCCUGAUACUGAAAUUCUGCAGAUUGAAGCUAUAGACAGAGAUGAAAAGCAUAAGCUGAGCUACACCAUUCACAGCAGCAUCGACACAGUCAGCAUGAGAAAAUUCAGAAUUGAUCCCAACACUGGGGUUCUCUAUACCGCUGAGAGAUUAGACCAUGAAGCUCAAGAUAAGCACAUCCUUAAUGUCAUGGUCCGAGAUCAAGAAUUCCCUUAUAGAAGAAACCUGGCCAGAGUCAUCAUAGAUGUGGAAGACUCCAAUGACCACAGUCCUUACUUCACCAGCCCAUUGUAUGAAGCCUCAGUGUUUGAAUCAGCAGCAGUUGGAUCAGCAGUGUUGCAAGUCACAGCUCUGGACAAAGACAAAGGAGAAAAUGCAGAGCUUAUCUACACUAUUGAAGCAGGAAACACGGGAAACACAUUCAAGAUUGAACCAGUUUUAGGCAUCAUUACAUUACUCAAGGAGCCAGACUUAACCACAAUGGGACAGUUUGUUUUGUCGGUCAAAGUGACUGAUCAAGGUUCUCCAGCGCUGUCUGCAACAGCAAUUGUGCGGAUCUCUGUGACGAUGGCAGAUAACUCCCACCCUAAGUUCACUCUAAAAGAAUACCAAGCAGAAGUUAAUGAAAAUGUGGAUAUUGGUACUUCUGUCAUUUCUCUCUCUGCAAUCAGUCAGUCCACAUUAGUUUAUGAGGUUAAAGAUGGCAAUGUUGAUGGAGUCUUCACUAUAAACCCAUAUUCUGGAGUGAUCACCAGUCAAAAGGCCCUUGAUUAUGAGCGGGCUUCCUCCUAUCAGCUCAUCGUGCAGGCAACUAAUAUGGCAGGCAUGGCCUCAAAUGCCACUGUGAACAUUCAGAUUGUUGAUGAAAAUGAUAAUCCACCAGUUUUUCUCUUCUCUCAGUACUCAGGCAGCAUAAGUGAAGCUGCUCCCGUGAACAGCGUGGUCCGGAGUGCGAAUAACAGUCCCCUUGUGAUACGUGCCACUGAUGCUGACAGCAACCAGAACGCUUUGCUUGUCUACCAGAUUGUUGAGUCAACUGCAAAAAAGUAUUUCACAGUAGAUUCCAGUACAGGUGCAAUCAGAACAAUUGCAAAUUUAGAUCAUGAAACAAUAGCCCGCUUCCAUUUCCAUGUUCAUGUUAGAGACAGUGGGAAUCCCCAACUUACAGCGGACAGCCCAGUUGAAGUGACCAUUGAGGUCACUGAUGUCAAUGACAACCCACCAGUCUUCAGUCAGGCCGUGUUUGAGACAGUCUUGCUCCUGCCCACAUACAUUGGUGUUGAGGUUCUCAAAGUCAAAGCUUCAGACCCAGAUUCAGAGAUCCCUCCAGAACUAACAUUUAGUAUAAUUGAAGGCAAUAUGGAUCAUUUUUUAAUUGACUCAAGCACAGGGGUACUCACCAUUAAAAACAACAGUCUCUCCAAAGACCAUUAUAUGCUAAUAGUAAGAGUAUCUGAUGGGAAAUUUUAUAGCACUGCUAUGGUGACAAUAAUGGUAAAAGAAGCUAUGGAUAGUGGACUCCAUUUCACACAAAAUUUUUAUUCCACUUCUAUCUCAGAAAACACUACCAAUAUCACAAAGAUCGCUGUGGUGAAUGCUGUUGGCAACCGCCUCAACGAGCCUUUGAAAUACAGCAUAUUAAACCCAGGAAACAAAUUUAAAAUCAAAUCCACCUCUGGAGUCAUUCAGACCACUGGCAUCCCCUUUGACCGAGAGGAACAGGAGCUGUAUGAGCUGGUGGUGGAAGCAAGCCGUGAGCUAGACCACCUCCGUGUCGCUCGAGUCGUGGUGAGAGUUUACAUUGAGGACAUAAACGACAAUGCCCCGGUGUUUGUGGGGCUUCCAUAUUACGCUGCUGUGCAGGUUGAUGCUGAACCUGGUACCCUGAUAUAUCGGGUGACAGCUAUUGAUAAAGACAAGGGUGACAAUGGCGAGGUGUCAUACCUGCUGAAGGAAGACUAUGGACAUUUUGAAAUUGAUAGAGAAUCUGGUAGCGUCACUUUAAAAGAAGCCUUCAAUUCCGAUUUGUCUAAUAUAGAGUACUUGGUUGUCGUUCUUGCCAAAGAUGGAGGUAACCCAUCACUGUCUGCGUUGGUAGAGCUCCCCAUUACUAUUGUUAACAAAGCAAUGCCUGUGUUCGACAAGCCCUUCUAUACAGCUUCCGUCAAUGAAGAUGUAGAAAUGCACAUGCCAAUUUUAAGCAUAAAUGCAACCAGUCCAGAAGGCCAGGGUAUCAUUUAUAUCAUUGUUGAUGGAGAUCCCUACAACCAGUUUAAUAUCGACUUUGAUACUGGAGUUCUGAGUGUCAUCAGCCCACUGGACUAUGAAAUAAAUUCUCUUUUCAAGCUGACGGUGCGAGCCAGCGAUGCUCUCACUGGCGCUCGUGCCGAGGUAACUGUGGACUUGAUAGUUAAUGAUGUUAAUGAUAAUCCUCCAGUUUUUGAUCAGUCAGCUUAUAAUGCUACUCUGUCCGAAGCUUCUUUGAUCGGGACUCCUGUACUGCAGGUUGUUGCUACUGAUGCCGACUCCGACAAUAACAAGAUUGUACAGUACCAGAUAGUCCAGGACACCUUUAACAGCACUGACUAUUUCCAUAUAGACAGCAGCAGUGGCCUAAUUCUGACAGCCCGGAUGCUGGAUCAUGAACUCAUACAGCAGUGCAGCUUGAAAGUCAGAGCAACUGAUAAUGGGUUCCCACCUCUGAGCAGUGAGGUUCUCAUUAGUAUCUCAAUAACAGAUAUGAAUGACAACCCUCCCGUUUUUAACCAGUUAAUAUAUGAAUCAUAUGUGAGCGAACUGGCACCCCGGGGUCAUUUUGUGACUUGUGUCCAAGCUUCUGAUGCCGACAGCUCUGACUUUGACAGACUGGAGUACAGCAUCCUAUCAGGAAAUGAUCGGACGAGUUUCAUUAUGGACAGCAAGAGCGGUGUGAUCACCCUUUCCAACCAUCGCAAGCAGAGGAUGGAGCCCAUGUACAGCCUGAACGUCUCUGUGUCAGACGGGCUGUUCACCAGCACGGCUCAGGUGCACAUACAGAUCCUCGGGGCCAACCUCUACAGCCCUGUGUUUUCACAGAGCAUUUAUGUUGCAGAGGUUAGAGAAAACGCUGCUCCUGGAACGAAGGUAAUCCAUGUGAAGGCAACAGACGGGGAUUCAGGUGUAUAUGGCCAGAUCAGCUACUCCAUAAUUAAUGACUUCGCCAAGGACCGAUUUUUGAUUGACGCAAAUGGGCAGAUUCUGACAACUGAGAGGUUAGACCGUGAGAACCCACUGGAAAGUGAUAUCGAUAUAUUCCUGAGAGCCCUUGAUGGAGGUGGCAGGACUACAUUUUGCACUGUGAGAGUGAUAGUAGUGGAUGAGAAUGACAAUGCUCCCGUAUUUAUGACGGUAGAAUACAGAGCAAGUGUCAAAGCAGAUGUUGGGAAAGGUUACUUGGUGACCCAAGUGCAAGCAGUAGAUCCAGAUGACGGAGCCAAUUCCAGAAUUACCUAUUCUCUGUAUAGUGAAGCCUCUGUUCCAGUAGCUGAUCUGCUUGAAAUAGAUCCAGAUAAUGGAUGGAUGGUCACCAAGGGUAGCUUUAGCCAGCCGAAAAACACUGUUCUGUCAUUCUUUGUCAAAGCAGUUGAUGGUGGCAUUCCUGUAAAGCAUUCUCUCAUUCCUGUCUACAUCCAUGUUUUACCACCAGAAACCAUUUUGCCUUCUUUUUCUCAACCUCAGUAUUCUUUCACUGUGGCAGAAGACACCCUCAUAGGCAGUACCAUUGACAUUCUGCAUGUUUUGCCCAAUCAGGGUGCUUUGUAUAGCACAGUUAAUGGUGAGCUACCUGAAAACAACAAAGAUGGGGUUUUCAUCAUAGAGAAAGACACAGGGCUCAUAAAAUUGGAUAAGAGACUCGACCACGAAAUAAAUCCCGCCUUUCACUUCAAAGUUGCGGCCACAAUUCAGUUAGACAAAGUAGACGUUGUGCUGACCGUGGAUGUGGAGGUGAAGGUGUUGGAUGUAAAUGACAACAAGCCUGUGUUUGAAGCAGCUAGCUACGAUGCUAUAAUAAUGGAGGGGAUGCCUAUAGGAACAAAACUUAUGCAAGUCAAAGCGGUUGAUGCAGACUCGAGUGCCAAUGGGCAGGUCACGUACACGCUUGCGGUGGAAUCGGAGCUGCAGAAGAUCACAGAAGCAUUCGCCAUUGAUAGCAACAGUGGCUGGAUCAGUACACUGAAGGACCUGGACCAUGAAAAGGAUUCUGCUUUCACCUUUGCAGUGGUGGCCUCAGAUCUGGGGGAAACUUUGUCCUUGUCCUCAACCACCUUGGUCUCAGUUACUGUGACAGAUAUAAAUGAUAAUGCACCCGUCUUUGAGCACGAGGUGUACAGAGGGUCAGUGAAGGAGAGUGACCCUCCAGGGGAAGUUGUGGCUGUUCUUAGCACCUGGGAUGAAGAUACAUCUGAUGUCAAUCGGCAGGUUAGCUACCACAUUACAGGAGGGAAUCCCAGAGGAAAAUUCGCUCUGGGACUGGUUCAGAAUGAGUGGAAAGUUUAUGUUAAAAGGCCUCUGGAUCGGGAAGAGCAAGACAUUUAUUAUCUGAACAUCACCGCCACAGAUGGCCUUUUUGUGACCCAAGCUGCUGUGGAAGUGACUGUCACUGAUGUCAAUGAUAAUAAUCCAGUUUGUGCACAGGUUGCAUACACAGCAUUGUUUCCUGAGGACAUUCCACCAAACAAAGUAAUUCUCAAAAUCAGUGCUAAAGAUGCUGACAUCGGGUCCAAUGGUGAAAUUCGCUAUUCUCUGUAUGGUUCGGGGAACAACAAAUUUUUCUUAGAUCCAGAAAAUGGUGAGCUGAAAUCUUUGGCCCCUCUUGACCGAGAGAAAAUCCCUGUAUACAACUUGGUUGCCCGAGCCACUGAUGGUGGUGGCAGGUUUUGCCAGUCAGAAAUCCGUCUUAUUUUAGAAGAUGUUAAUGAUAAUCCACCAGUGUUUUCAUCUGACCACUACACUGCCUGUGUCUAUGAGAACACAGCCACUAAAGCUUUGUUAACAAGAGUCCAAGCAACUGAUCCUGAUGUUGGCGUGAACAGAAAAGUCACCUAUUCCCUGUCAGACUCUGCAGAUGGUUUCUUCUCAGUUGACCGGUCAUCAGGAAUCAUUAUUUUGGAGCAUCCACUUGAUAGAGAGCUUCAGUCCUCCUAUAACAUCACUGUAAAGGCCUCAGAUCAAAGCAUUGUGCUGACCUUAUCCUCAUUUGCCACUGUUACCAUUACAGUGCUAGACAUUAAUGACAACCCUCCCGUGUUCGAAAGAAGAGAUUAUCUUGUUACAGUGCCUGAAGACACCUUGCCUGGCACCGAGGUCCUUUCUGUUUUUGCUACAAGCCAAGACAUUGGUACAAAUGCUGAGAUUGCCUAUCUCAUCAGAUCAGGGAAUGAGAAAGGGAAGUUCAGGAUUAACUCCAAAACAGGGGUGAUUUCCAUUUCUGAAGCUUUGGAUUUUGAGUCGUGCAAGGACUUCUACUUGGUAGUGGAAGCGAAGGACGGGGGCACGCCGGCGCUGAGCGCGGUGACGACGGUGAACGUGAACGUGACGGACGUCAACGACAACGCGCCCGCCUUCAGCCAGGCCGUCUACAGCGCCGUCAUCAGCGAGGACGCGGCCGUCGGGGACUCCGUGCUCAUGUUGAUAGCAGAAGAUCUGGACAGUCCUCCCAAUGGUCAGAUUCAUUUUUCCAUAGUGAAUGGGGAUCAAGACAACGAAUUUUCAGUUGAUCCUGUUUUGGGACUCGUGAAGGUUAAAAAGAAAUUGGAUAGAGAAAGGAUAUCUGGUUAUUCAUUAGUUGUCCAGGCAAGAGACAGUGGUAACCCUCCUUUGUCUUCAUCUGCCACGGUCAAUGUGGACAUUUCUGAUGUGAAUGAUAACAGCCCUGUGUUUACUCCAGCUAACUACACAGCUGUAAUUCAAGAAAAUAAACCAGUGGGCACAAGCAUUUUGCAGCUGGUAGUGACAGACAAAGACUCUUUUCACAAUGGCCCCCCUUUUACCUUCACCAUCCUCACUGGCAAUGAAGAGGAGGAGUUUACACUGGACCCUCAUGGCGUUUUGAGAUCUGCAGUCAUCUUCAAGCACAUGGUCUCAACUGAGUAUGUGCUCUGUGUGCAGGCAAAGGACUCCGGGAAGCCUCAGCAGGUUUCCCAUACCUAUGUUCAGGUGAGGGUUAUUGAAGAGAGCAUUCACAAACCAACAGCCAUUCCACUGGAGAUUUUCAUUGUCACCAUGGAAGAUGAUUUUCCUGGGGGAGUCAUUGGGAAAAUUCAUGCCACGGAUCAGGAUGUGUACGACGUCCUCACCUACACGCUAAAAUCAGAGCAGAAAAGUCUGUUCAAGGUCAACAGCCAUGACGGGAAGAUCAUCGCCCUCGGAGGGCUGGAUAACGGCAAGUACGUCCUGAAUGUCUCCGUGAGCGACGGCCGCUUCCAGGUGCCCAUCGACGUCGUGGUCCACGUUGAGCAGCUGCUGCAGGAAAUGCUGCAGAACACGGUCACCAUCCGCUUCGAGAGCGUUUCCCCGGAGGACUUCGUGGGCCUGCACAUGCACGGCUUCAGGCGCACCCUGCGCAACGCCGUGCUGUCCCAGAAGCAGGACAGCCUGCACAUCAUCAGCAUUCAGCCGGUGGCGGGCAGCAGCCAGCUCGACAUGCUGUUUGCCGUGCAGAUGCACAGCGGUGGUUUCUAUAAGCCUGCCUAUUUGAUUCAGAAGCUUACCAAUGCGAGGAGACACUUGGAAAAUGUGAUUCGUAUUUCUGCUAUCCUGGAGAAGAAUUGCUCCGGACUGGAUUGUCAGGAGCAGCACUGUGAGCAAAGUCUGUCUAUUGAUUCGCAUUCCCUGAUGACUUACAGCACGGCACGAAUUAGUUUUGUGUGUCCCCGCUUCUACAGGAAUGUGCGCUGCAUGUGCAAUGGAGGACUCUGCCCAGGGUCCAACGAUCCCUGUCUGGAGAAGCCAUGUCCAGGGGACAUGCAGUGUGUGGGGUAUGAAGCCAGCCGGAGACCAUUCAUCUGCCAGUGCCCACCAGGAAAGCUUGGCGAGUGUUCAGGCCACACUUCCCUUAGCUUUGCUGGGAAUAGCUACAUUAAAUACCGUGUUUCUGAAAAUAGCAAGAAAGAGGAAUUCAAGUUGGCUCUCCGUCUGCGAACCCUGCAAAGCAAUGGGAUUAUAAUGUACACCAGAGCGAAUCCCUGUAUAAUUCUGAAGAUUGUCGAUGGCAAACUCUGGUUCCAGUUGGAUUGCGGAAGUGGCCCGGGAAUCCUGGGAAUUUCUGGCAGGGCCGUUAAUGAUGGAAGCUGGCAUUCGGUCUUCCUGGAGCUGAACCGCAAUUUCACGAGCCUGUCCCUGGACGACAGCUACGUGGAGCGCCGCAAAGCGCCCCUGUACUUCCAGACGCUCAGCACAGACAGCUCCGUCUACUUCGGCGCCCAGGUGCAGGUGGACAACGUCCGCAGCCUCACUGACAAGAGGACAACGCAGGUCCUGAGCGGCUUCCAGGGCUGCCUGGACUCGGUCGUGCUCAACAACAACGAGCUGCCCCUGCAGAACAAGCGCAGCAGCUUCGCAGAAGUGGUCGGCCUGACGGAGCUGAAGCUUGGCUGCGUCCUUUAUCCCGAUGCCUGUGAGAGACACCCGUGCCAGAACGGCGGCACCUGUACUGCCGUGCCAUCUGGUGGGUACCAUUGCAAUUGCCUCUCGCAGUUUACAGGACGGAAUUGUGAGUCAGAGAUCACAGCCUGCUUCCCAAAUCCUUGCAGGAAUGGAGGCUCAUGUGAUCCCAUCGGCAAUGCUUUCAUCUGCAGCUGCAAAAAUGGACUGACAGGAGUAACGUGUGAAGAAGACAUCAACGAGUGUGAAAGAGAAGAAUGUGAAAACGGUGGCUCCUGUGUCAACAUCUUUGGUUCCUUUCUGUGUAACUGCACCCCUGGCUAUGUGGGUCAAUACUGUGGUCUUCGGCCCGUGGUGGUUCCCAAUAUACAAGCUGGGCAUUCCUACGUUGGCAAGGAGGAGCUGAUAGGCAUAGCCGUGGUCCUGUUUGUCAUAUUUGUGUUAAUCGUUCUUUUCAUCAUUUUUCGCAAGAAAGUUUUCAGGAAGAACUAUUCCCGCAACAACAUCACGCUCGUGCAGGACCCGGCUACUGCAGCCCUGCUCAACAAGAGCAAUGGCAUCCAAUUCAAGAACAUCAGGAACAGUGGAGACAGCAGAAAUAUCUAUCAAGAGGUUGGGCCUCCACAGGUGCCAGUGAGGCCAAUGGCCUAUACCCCGUGCUUCCAGAGUGACUCACGGAAUAACCUGGACAAGAUAGUGGAUGGGCUUGGUGUGGAGCACCAGGAGAUGACAACGUUUCAUCCCGAGUCCCCUCGAAUACUGACAGCCAGGAGGGGGGUGGUGGUGUGCAGUGUAGCUCCAAACUUGCCUGCUGUGUCUCCCUGUCGCUCCGACUGUGACUCCAUCAGGAAGAGCACAUGGGAUGCUGGGACAGAAAGUAAAGGGGUUGAUGACGCUGAAGAAGUCACCUGUUUUUCAGGAAGUAAUAAAGGCAGCAACUCUGAAGUACAGUCCCUCAGCUCCUUCCAAUCUGACUCUGGAGAUGAUAAUGCUUCCAUAGUGACUGUCAUACAGCUUGUCAACAAUGUAGUUGACACUAUAGAAAAUGAAGUGUCUGUUAUGGAUCAAGGACAGAACUACAACAGAGCGUAUCACUGGGAUACCUCUGACUGGAUGCCCAGUGCUCGCCUGUCCGACAUUGAGGAGGUGCCCAAUUUUGAGACGGCAGAAGGAGGCUCGGCUCAUCACGGCAGUACCAGAGAGCUGGAAACAGAUUACUACCUUGGUGGCUACGACAUCGACAGCGACUACCCUCCCCCUCACGAAGAGGAGUUUUUGAGCCAGGACCAGUUACCACCUCCUCUCCCAGAGGAUUACCCAGACCAGUAUGAAGCCCUCCCACCCUCGCAGCCAGUCUCCAUGGCAAGUACUCUCAGCCCUGACUGCAGGAGACGGCCGCACUUCCACCCGAGCCAAUACCUCCCUCCCCACCAGUUCCCCAAUGAGACGGACACCACAGGAUCUCAGAGUGGGAACGAAUUUAGUACUUUUGCUGCUGGCCCAAGCCAGAACACAGAAAAUGUUAGUGCAGGUAAGAUGCCCUUAUCCUUGCACAACUCUCUCAACGCCUCCUCCUCUGACGUCUCAGCCGGCUGCGGCUUUGAUGACUCCGAAGUAGCCAUGAGUGACUUUGAAAGCGUGGAGGAACUCAGCCUAGAAAAUGUUCACAUUCCAUUUGUGGAGACUCAGCAGCAGACACAAGUGUAAAGGAAGCUCCUUUCUUCUUCCUUCUCCUCUUCUUUUUUUUUUUUAAUUUUGUCAUUUGGUCCAAUUAAUAGUAUAAAUAUUGAGAAGAAAUUUUGCUGAAGGUGUGUCUAUAUAUAUAUUGGGCAAAGAAAAGUACAGUAUAACCCAUUAUUAACUUGUUCAGAAAUGAUACUGUAUGUGCAGACACGAAGAGACCAAUUGUGUUAAGUAUUGUACAUCACAAAAUUGUUACAGACAAUCUGGAGAGUGUGUACCUUCUAUUUAUUAUCAAGAAUAAAACUCAGCUUUUGAGGCAGGGGAAAAAUAACUGCUAAAUAAUUUCUUUCUCUCUCACAAA